Messenger RNA from Symbiodinium sp. CCMP2456, 208 nucleotides. The record is from the annotation of a GenBank genome assembly. NCBI's taxonomy places the organism in Eukaryota, Dinophyceae, Suessiales, Symbiodiniaceae.
GCUCAAUUUCCCAGAGUUCCGGGACGCUUUCCUCCGCCUUCAGGAGGAGUUGGAGGUGGUGGACAAGCCCAAUGACGAAGCCAUGAGGAGGCUCUUUCAGAAGCACAGCGGCCAGCCCGAUCCGAAGACAGGUGGUUUGGGUCUCGGAAGGGAAGAGUACGAGGCACUCCUUUUCCGCAUGCUGACCUUCAUGCUCGCGAGCGGGGAG